AUGGCGAAUCUAACUCUAGAGCUAAACAUCAACUCUGCAAGUAACCUUGCAAAUGUCAAUCUCAUCUCAAAGAUGGACGUUUACGCCGUCAUUGCCAUUAACGGCGAUGACACCCAAGAGAAACAGAAGGUGAAAACCGACGUCGAUCACUCCGGCGGAUCUAACCCAACUUGGAAUCACGCCGUCAAGUUUACCGUCAACGAGGGGUUAGCUCGUGACGGACGUUCGACUCUCGUCAUGAGAUUGAUCUCUCGUCGUGUCCUUGGCAACAAACAUAUCGGAGGAGUUAACGUCCCGUUACUUGAGCUUUUGGAUUCGAUCACGCCGUCAAUUAACGGUGACGGUUACCGCGAGGAGAUGACGUCCGUGACGUAUCAGGUGAAAUCUCCGUCGGGGAAACGGAAAGGCACUUUGAAUUUCUCGUACCGGUUCAAGACGACGCCGGUUGAACCGGUUAUCCCGGCGGAUUUUCCGGCAAUCGAUUAUCCUCCGCCGUCAGGUUACUUAUCUGCUCCACCACCGUCGCAAAUCGAGCAUCCGCCCCAUGCACCACCAGAAUCGGCUAUUGAGUUUUGUCAGCUGUCUAAGCCGCGGUGUCAGAUCGAUUCCGAUCAUCGGAAACGUCUCGUCGCCGCCGGCUCGAGCUUCGAUCCUCUUCCAAUAUCCUACGGCGCUGGUUCAUCGCCUUACGAUAAAUCCGGUUACGCUUGCUCUUCGCCGCCAAAACCGAGCCACCAUGGGUAUGGACCGUACGAUUAUGCGCCACCUUCACCGGCGGGAUAUGGAUACGGAACUCCGACGUCUCAACCGCCGAAGGGGAUAGGGCUUGGGCUUGGAUUGGGAGCUGGGCUUCUGGGUGGGCUGAUGAUGGGAGAUUUAGUGUCUGACGUGGCAAAUUGUUUUGAUCUUUGA
This is a messenger RNA of Eutrema salsugineum, 912 nucleotides long. Its product is annotated as protein SRC2. Bases 1 to 912 code for a protein of 303 amino acids. Lineage: Eukaryota; Viridiplantae; Streptophyta; Magnoliopsida; Brassicales; Brassicaceae. The transcript has a single exon. Gene Ontology annotation, biological process: defense response. The record is from RefSeq and is a predicted model, not a curated record.